Messenger RNA from Paramuricea clavata, 634 nucleotides. The record is from the annotation of a GenBank genome assembly. Lineage: Eukaryota; Metazoa; Cnidaria; Anthozoa; Malacalcyonacea; Plexauridae.
AUGGACGACUUUUAUACCCGCUAUCUUCGAGUGUGCAAUGAAUGCCUUGUGUCUCCACUGGAAUGCGUUAUAUCUCAACUGCAACGUCGAACAGAGGACGAUACAAGAAUACUUGACCUCUCAUCUUACAACUUUACCCCUGAUGACUGCAAUGCACUUGCUAAAACGUUAUCAUACGAUACUUAUUUUAAAGAAGUUCGUUUUAACGACUGCUUAUUAAGUGAAGAUGCUUCCAAAAUGCUUUUAUAUGGCUUGCUUCGCAGUCGUUCGCUGGAAACAAUCGACCUCAAAGGCAACAAUUUACGUUGCUCCGGCGCCGACGCUGUUGGUAUAUUUCUCAAGAAAAACACAUCGGUCCGUUGUCUACGCUUGGAUUGGAAUUCUCUGGGUUUGUGGGGUACUGGUGUGGGUGCUUUAGCUGAGGGGCUGGCUGUCAAUCAAACUGUGGUGUUACUAGACUUGAGAAAUAAUCAGAUAUCACAUGAUGGGGCAACAGAAUUGGCUUCAUCUCUCAAGAGAAAUUCAACAUUGAAGGUGUUGGACUUGCGUUGGAAUAAUGCUGGUUUACUUGGAGGACGUGCAUUUCUUGCAGCAUUGCAGUAUAAUAAAUCAUUAACCUUGUUAGAGUUACAAG